AAACCCAAAAGAAAAAAAAGAAGAAGAAAGAAAAGAAAGAAGGAAGAAGGGAAGGAACUAAAAAGGCAAAAGAGGGGUCAUCAUCAUUUCAUGGUUACCUCCUCCCUCCUCCUCUCUUCUCAUUUCUUACUCUCACCAUAUCUUGCUCUCUCUCUGUUUUAAGCUUUAGCUCUCUCUCAUUCUCAUCUCCUUUCGAUUCUCAGUUAUCCCACUCGCCCCUUUUGCUUAACGCUCUGUGUCCACCCCCAAUACUGGCCAAAAUCGAUAUCUGAAUCGUCUUCGCUACGCUUCUUUUUCUUUUUCUUUUUCUUCUGAUUCUUUUUUAAUUCCUUUCGUAGCAGUUUUUUAGGGUUUCUUUUAUCCGAGGGGGACUUUGGGUUUUCUUUGAGAACUUCGAUUCGAUUCGUUUCGUUUUCCUAGGGUUCGAUCUUUGUCUUUGGUAUCUCUCUCCCAUUGAAUGGUUUGUGUGGUGUAACAGAGUGACGCAAUGGUGUCGAGUAAUGAUCCUAUGGAGACUAUAUUCAAUUCUAUCCAAGUAGUUGUUAAAGAUGCUCUUCUUCCGAUUGAGCUCGGUGUUAAAAAGGCGGCAAGAGAUAUUGAAAACUGCUGGGUUACCAAAGAAAGGGAUCUGGGUCUUGCUUUGAGAUCAUCUGGAAGAAACAGUAAGAAGAAGAAACGGAUUUGUGCUGCUACUCCUGAAUUUGACGACAUUGCUAAUAAUGUUCACUGUGUGGUUAGUGAAGAGAGGAAGAAAGGUUUGUCUAUCAAGAUCCCUGUGAAGUCACUCUUUGCCAUGUUUUCUCCCAAUUUAGCCAGUCGUAGUAGAGGUGAGGUUGGGUUGAAGAAAGACAAGUCUUUGGAGAAAGAUGAUGAUUCUUGUACCAAUUGCUUCAAGUUUGCCAUGACUUGGUCUUUGUUGGUUAGUGGCUUUGUUCAUGCUUUUCCUAUUCCUUUCAAGAUUGGUAAAAAGAGGAUUCACAAAUUGGGGGAUGAUGAUGAGAACAGUCUUUUGCAUUCACGUAAACACUGCCUUAAAUCAAAGGCUUCUACAUUUGCAACUCGAAAAGCUGAAAAGGAAGGGAACCCUUUUUCUAUUGAAUGUGCCAUGUGUUUUGUUGUUGAAAUGAUGACUCAGAAUCUCCAGAAGCUGGACCAGUUUUUACAGGACAGUUCAGAGAAUGAAUCUUGUUGUUCCAAGGAAGCUACUACUCGUAAUGAUAGUCCACUUAUCUUUAACAUUUGGGAGGCUAGAAAACUCGACGUUAAUGGAUUCCUCGGGAACCUGAUGUUUGCCAGAGUUGGAGAUGUGGCGUCAGGUAUAGCUGGUCUGACAUCUCCCAUGAGUGGAGAUGUUGAUGAAAGUAAUGUCAGUACUGCUGGUAAGGACGAAAGUGCGGUUGAUUCUCCACAGAACCUUGCUAGUGGACUUCUCAGUAUACCUUUGUCAAAUGUAGAGCGUUUAAAAUCCACGCUGUCCACGAUUUCAUUAACUGAGCUUAUUGAGCUUUUACCGCAAUUAGGACGACCUUCAAGAGACCACCCGGACAAGAAAAAACUUAUUUCUGUUCAGGAUUUUUUCAGAUACACCGAGUCUGAAGGCAGGAGGUUCUUUGAAGAAUUAGAUAGAGAUGGUGAUGGUAAAGUUACUUUGGAAGACCUGGAAAUUGCAAUGAGGAGAAGAAAAUUGCCAAGAAGGUACGCCAAGGAAUUUAUGCGACGAGCUAGGAGUCAUCUUUUCUCGAAAUCGUUUGGUUGGAAGCAAUUUUUGUCCUUGAUGGAACAGAAGGAGCCGACCAUCCUCCGUGCGUAUACUUCUCUCUGUUUGACCAAGUCCGGUACUCUUCAGAAGAGUGAGAUAUUAGCAUCACUAGAUAACGCAGGACUUCCUGCUAAUGAAGAAAAUGCUAUAGCCAUGAUGCGAUUUUUGAAGGCUGAUGCCGAGGAGUCUAUAUCAUAUGGACAUUUCCGUAAUUUCAUGGUUUUGCUGCCAUAUGAGCGUUUACAAGAUGAUCCUCGGAACAUCUGGUUUGAAGCUGCGACUGUUGUUGCUGUUGCACCCCCUGUGGCGUUACCUGCUGGAGAUGUUCUAAAAUCUGCAUUAGCGGGAGGGCUUGCCUCUGCUCUCUCCACUUCUUUACUGCAUCCGAUUGACACAAUCAAGACACGUGUGCAAGCAUCAACGUUAUCAUUUCCUGAAGUAAUAGCAAAGCUUCCAGAGAUUGGUGUACGGGGAGUAUAUAGGGGUUCUAUUCCAGCAAUUCUUGGACAAUUUUCAAGCCAUGGCCUACGGACAGGAAUAUUCGAAGCAAGCAAACUAGUGUUGAUCAAUUUUGCUCCCAAUCUCCCAGAAAUUCAGGUUCAAUCGAUUGCAUCAUUCUGCAGCACGCUAUUAGGCACAGCUGUGCGGAUUCCAUGUGAGGUGCUGAAGCAACGGUUGCAGGCUGGCAUGUUCAAUAAUGUUGGGGAAGCCAUUGUAGGGACGUGGAAGCAAGAUGGUCCAAGGGGCUUUUUCCGUGGGACAGGCGCAACUCUUUGCCGUGAAGUUCCACUAUACGUUGUUGGCAUGGGACUGUACGCAGAGUCCAAAAAGAUGGUGGCGCAAGCGCUGGGAAGAGAACUCGAGGCAUGGGAAACAAUAGCGGUUGGGGCGGUGUCAGGAGGUAUAGCAGCAGUUGUAACAACCCCAUUCGAUGUGAUGAAGACGAGAAUGAUGACUGCAACACCAGGGAGACCGAUCUCAAUGUCCAUGGUUGUUGUCUCGAUUCUGCGUAAUGAAGGACCGCUUGGUUUGUUCAAAGGAGCAGUCCCGAGAUUCUUCUGGGUGGCUCCUCUAGGUGCUAUGAACUUUGCUGGCUACGAACUAGCCAAGAAAGCUAUGCAGAAGAACGAGGAAGCUAUGCUAGCGGAUCAGCUUGGACAGAAGAAGCUUUGCUAAUGGGAUAUCACUUUGCUUUGCUGCUACGAAGUUUUUUGGGGGCAGUUUAAGCCGGAGACUCUCCUCUUUUGUUAAAUGCUACUUUGCAAAUUUUUGACAAAAAAUAGUUCAUGAUUUUGUUGUGCAUUGGUAAGUUUCAAACCCUCUGGUUAAAAAAAAAAGAAGAAGCUAUUUUUGCGCUCCCUACAA
This is a messenger RNA of Camelina sativa (false flax), 3124 nucleotides long. The record is from RefSeq and is a predicted model, not a curated record. NCBI's taxonomy places the organism in Eukaryota, Viridiplantae, Streptophyta, Magnoliopsida, Brassicales, Brassicaceae.